This is a messenger RNA of Closterium sp. Naga37s-1, 987 nucleotides long. Lineage: Eukaryota; Viridiplantae; Streptophyta; Zygnematophyceae; Desmidiales; Closteriaceae. The record is from the annotation of a GenBank genome assembly.
AUGGUUCCUGGUCUCGGCACCGCGUCUCUCGUGGGUCCUCUCUCCCCGUCACCACUUAUCGUCUUUCGUCACCAUCUCGGAACUCUGCUCCGCAUGCGAACCUCUUCCUUUCUAAUAAGGUUUCUCCCCCCUGCGUGCCUCCCUCACCCGCGCGCAAUCCCUCUACCCCCUGCUUCCCCCCUCUCCCUCCCCUCCCUCCCCCCCACUCCCCCCCCCCCUCGCGCCUUCCCACCCCCCCCCUCUCCCCUCCCCCCCCCCCCCCCCCUCUUCCCCCCACCGCAUUCCCCUGCCCCUGCGAAUCUCCUCCUCCCCGGUGAAUCCCCUUUCCCCCCCGCCGGAUCUCCCCCCAAGGCGCCAGCAGCGGCGCGGAGACCCAGCCGCUGCGAGGCGCGUGCGCAACACGGAGGCGGGGGAGGCCGCCAAAGCCGCCAUCACAAAGACAUCAAGGCGCGAUGCGCGGAGGGCGGCGGGGGUUCCGGCGGCGGUGCGCGAGCGCUGUUGAGCGUGAUGCCUUCCAUGGAUCUGGCCUUGCGCCUCAAGUCGGUGAGCGUGUUCGCCGCGGACAAUCUGCGCCUCAACCGCCCGCUUCACCUGCUCAUGUGCGCGCGGAGGGGGGAGGGGGAGGGGGAGUCUGGGAUGUGGAAGGGGGAGGGAUGGGGGGAGAAAGGAAGGGGCACGAAGGCUGAUCACACCACAUCUCCACCGCCUUUUUCUCCCUCUUUUUCCGCCCCCCUCCCCCUCUCUUCCCUUUCAUCCCCUUUCCCCCCUGCACACAUCCCCCACCCAAUUGCAUUGCACGCCCUACCCAUUGCAGGCCACUUCCUGCUGACCAACCUGCUGCUGCCAAAGCUCAAGGAGACGGCCAAGCAGGAGGGCGCAGAGGCGCGCAUUGUGGUCGUGUCGUCCGUCCGCCCACCAGUUCCCGUACCCGGGGCGGCAUCCGCUUUGACGCCAUCAACGCCAAGGAGGGAGGGUACGACUCCAUGA